AUGUCUACAUCAUCGUCGAGAAAGCGCAUCAUUGUAUGCUGCGAUGGAACCUGGCAAAAUUCGGACAACGGACAUAAUAAAUCAUCUAAUGGAAAGUCCAAAUCCAACCUCCAAGUGCCUUCGAACUUCCAAAUCAUAUAUUACCAAUCCGGAGUGGGCUCGAAAUUGGGGCUCGUAGCUCGGUUACUCGGGGGCGCCUUUGGUACAGGCAUAUCCGAGAACAUCCGCGAAGCCUACGCCUUCAUUUGUGCUAACUAUGUCGACGGAGACGAGAUCGUUCUUCUUGGUUUCAGUCGAGGUGCUUUCACUGCAAGGUCGAUUGGAGGCAUGAUUUCAGACCUUGGACUCCUCACUCGCGUCGGCCAGGAAUACUUUUACCCUAUAUUCAAGGACAUGCAAAACUGGUCUAACGAAAGCUAUAAAGGGUACUCUCGCGUUAGAGGGAACAACGGGAAAGGUGCCAUCAUCCAAGUUCGAGCAAUCGGUGAGCGACGGCAGGAAGAACAGGCCACAUCUGACCUACGCCAGGUUUGGUUCCCGGGAAGCCAUGCGAAUAUCGGUGGCGGAUGGCCAGAUCAGGGUGUUGCUGAUACCACACUUGCUUGGAUGAUGGAUCAGCUCUCUUCAGUGGGUUGCGAAUUCAGACCUGAUGCGUUGGAAAGGGCCUUCGAAACCACCAUGAAGUACUAUACAAAUCAAGAGCCAGAGAGCGCCUCGCAUCACCGAAAAUAUCGGCCACCAGGUUGGGCCGAGAAAUCCAUCUAUGAGUCGAAUAAACCGGUACGCCCAUGGUCACUACAUUACAUCCAAUCCGCAACUGGUCCCCUUUACAACUUGGUAGGUAGUGUUACCCGUGCCCCAGGGAUGUACAAGAAAAUCAACCCCAAAGACGGCCGCCCCCUGUCGGAAUUUCUAGAGGAUACGAAUGAACGGAUUCACCCGAGUGUUAGGGUGCGACUUGCUUGCGAAGGAUUGGGUCCCAACGACUCAGACGUUUGGCACUGCCCGUCCCUGCUCCAGUACUGGAGACCUAGACGAGUUUCCGCUCAGUUCUUUGAUCCUAUCUCUCGAACGACAGACUGGGGGUCUGCAAGCCACCGGGACGAUAGCGAAACUGCAACUCAACAGUCAAGACAAGCUGGAAGCGUGGCAGAUACGGAGACGAUCGUAACAGAAAGCCUCCAAAUGCUCAGCUUGGACCCUUCUGAAAGAUGGGUGUGGGAAUACGUGGGACCUGAGAUCACUGCGCCGACUAUCAGAACGAUGGUGGAGGAGAACCUAGGCCCUUACGAACGAAGGCUAUUGCACUUGGCGGCUGGCAAAGUACAUGUCUGUGAAUAUGCAGAAAAACAAGAUAUCAACAAACUCAAGGCUUUCGAGCUUCGGGGGUUCAUCAAGAUGAUGAAGCGGCUGCACAAAAGAUGGCACUCCAAGGAAGCUGCAGCAGCCAGGCAUGCUCGGAAGAAAAAGGAUAAAAAGUAA
This is a messenger RNA of Xylaria bambusicola, 1482 nucleotides long. RefSeq lists its product as uncharacterized. The transcript is spliced from 10 exons. Bases 1 to 1482 code for a protein of 493 amino acids. NCBI's taxonomy places the organism in Eukaryota, Fungi, Ascomycota, Sordariomycetes, Xylariales, Xylariaceae. The record is from RefSeq and is a predicted model, not a curated record.